This is a messenger RNA of Laetiporus sulphureus 93-53, 2526 nucleotides long. RefSeq lists its product as uncharacterized. Lineage: Eukaryota; Fungi; Basidiomycota; Agaricomycetes; Polyporales; Laetiporaceae. The transcript is spliced from 12 exons. The record is from RefSeq and is a predicted model, not a curated record. Bases 1 to 2526 code for a protein of 841 amino acids.
AUGACAAAUACAAACCUUGAUUGCACAUUUGGAUUAUGCCAGGCAUGCUGCCAAGACACACGAGCACAAUUUUCAAGCCUGCGCAGUUGUGCGGUGUCGAAGCAUAACUGCUCAAAUAACUCUUCUACACGAUCUGGAGCACCUACAGCUACAUAUCUGCUGCUGCUUCAGAGUGGUCUCAUGGCGGAGGCCUCAGAGCCUCAACCACUACUUGCCGCUCCAGCAUCCAUCCAGAUACCUACGGUGAAAUCCUACAAGCUCUCUAUAUCGCCUAUAUACCAGCAGAAGCUCUGGGAGCUUGAAAGAGAUGAUUUAGAAAGGUUUCGCCAAGCAGAGAUGAAGACUCACCUUGCACGUGAGGGGGACAGAACGGUCAUGGUCUAUUGGUGGCAACAGAAUGAUGAGCCAGCGGACCUGUUCUUUGUCGUGGCUCCAGACUACCCAUACUUUCAUCCCAAGCAGGCAAAAGACCUGUAUAAGUGCUUUGCGCUUGGAACAGCUGACUUUCAAUAUUAUGAUUGGAAGAUCAAGAAAUGGGUCUACAGUUUGCCGGACUCACCGUGCAUCAAUAUCAAGACUGCAACUGAAUUGCAUUAUCGCUGCGAUGGAGUGACUACUGGCCCGGGCAUGCCUGUGAUUAGCCUCAAGCGUACCACCUCGGAGGCUGUUGCCAGUUUGCCAGCCACUCCUCGCAAACCUCCUCGGACAUCUCAAACUGUUAUCGACAUUGAUGCAUGGCUAAGCACGCCAAGCCAUUCUGCACCUAUCAUGUCACCAAGCCAGGCUAGUGUGACAUCUCCUCCAAGGACUCCAAUGAGAAACUUCGAGUCGCAGGUGUCCUCACCUUCUUUUAGCCAAAUCGGCUCACCAUCAAAGACUCCUACGCUGAAAGGUCAUCAUGGUUGGCCAUUGAAGUAUGCGAUUGACAUGGCAGAUGGCUUCGCCAUCAUAAAGACAUUAGAGGGGGAUGGACAGAGCCGUGACAAUGCAUUCUCAUUUGUCUUCACCAGUGCUAACUAUUGCAGCUCUACCUUCAAUGACAACGAGCGAGCUUGGCGAGUGGCAGAGGAAGUUGGUGGUGAAACAGAACUUCAACAGUGGAUCACAUAUGGACGGACUCCCCAGAGCGAGUGGCAAGCUUUCAUGAAGCAGUGGUGGCAAGGUCCCGGCGAGGUGAAUAUAUUAGGCCAACGUACAGUCGAGGGCCUUGAAGCCGAUAGCAAAAGGGAGGAGCCUAUGAAAAAGACAGGAGACUGGAUGGCGUACCUGAAACGCAGUACAUCGGCUUCUGCCGAUUCACCGGCACUGACGGUCGUUCAUCUUCACGACAAUUGUGCCAGGAUGGCUGUUCCACUCAAGGCAAAAGAUCUAAUUGGCUUGACUGGGUCUGAAUCCAAAAUGAUCUUGUGCAUAUGGUGGGACCUGCACAAACUAACAGCUCCCCGCUUCAAUUUUCAAGGCACUGGCGAGGAGGCUGUUUGGCAGCGUAUCGAGGUUGACAGCGUGAUGAUUAACUGGUCUGCAGUUCAAAAGUCAGCUCUGAACGUUGCGAAAACAGCUGCAUCACUUUCAAACAAGAAGUUGAACCGCAAGCAGACAGACGAAGAGAGGGAUUGGGGGAUAGAGAUAUUCGCACCACUAUUGAAGAGGGUCGCAUCGCAGUUCCUGAAGAAUAUCAAAGACGAGAAUAAGCACGGAGGUGAGGAGAAGAACGAGGAUGACUAUGAUGAUGACGAUGAUGAUGACAAGAAUGAGGAAGAAGGGGACAAGGAGGAUGACAAUGAGAAAGGCAGUGAUGACGAGAAUGAGGAAGAAGAUAUAUUCGAUGCACCACCUUUAACUCAGCUUCGUGUGCUUCAUGCAUCCAAGUGUGGUCCCUCUGUUGCACUGCGCCCAGUGCCUUACGUUGCCAUUGGGGACAUGGAUGAGGACGUAGAUGCAGCUGACGGAAUCGCUGAUAUUGUGGUGAAGUAUCAAGAUUGCCGAGUUGCAGACAAGUCACGAGGGAUAUCCUGGCUGGAAAGCAUCGCCGUCACAAAUGCAAAUGGUGAAUUUGAGCUCUCUGACAGUGAGCUGGAGAUACCUCUGGUCAUUCUUCAUGAAUCAAUCAGAGAAGCACAAUUAUGUUGUGAGGACCUAGCGGUGGAAUGGUUCACAGAGCUUGUUGCACCUGAUGGAAAGACUAGCACGAAGUGCAAGCUUAUCCAGAACGAUGUUCCUGCCAACCUCCAUGCAGGCUCAGCAAAAGGCAAAAAACGCAUGAAUAAGGAUCCUACUCACCCAAAAUCAGACAAGGUGACGAGGGCUGAGAUGCUUCACUUCCUCGCUGAGGUUGAUGGUGGCCACUUUGAAAAUCACCCCGCUGUUCUCUCAAUCUGUCAUGCCCCAAAUCGCAAGGCCUCCAUUGUUUUGAACGUCCUACUCAGUCAGCUCGACAUCAUCUGGGAGAUCAGUAAGAUGAAAUACCCAACCGACAAUGGCACUCAACUGAAUGGGUCGGUCAAUGCUUGCAGGUGGCAGCUCUGA